Messenger RNA from Ilyonectria robusta, 2058 nucleotides. RefSeq lists its product as uncharacterized. Gene Ontology annotation, molecular function: protein binding. The transcript has a single exon. Lineage: Eukaryota; Fungi; Ascomycota; Sordariomycetes; Hypocreales; Nectriaceae. The coding region runs from base 1 to 2058 and encodes 685 amino acids. The record is from RefSeq and is a predicted model, not a curated record.
AUGGGCACCGCUACACAGCUGCAGCUCGCAACAAAGCCAUCCAUAUCCAUACAAACAACCACGUCGAAAGAUGCACCAUCAUCAACCCCCUCCGACGAGGUCGACAUGGAUCAUGCCAUCUUCCUCGCCGAGUUGUGCAAACGAGGCCUCAGUGACCUGGACACCCGCCUGCCAAACUUCAACCCGUCCCAUCCCUACACUGCAGACGAGAUUAUCAACCUCCCGCUUGACCGCCAUCGCGUCUCCGAUGCCCUACAUGACCUGCCCCGGCGGAAAUCCGGCCGGCACACCCUCGCCGUCGCCAUAGCCUCUCUCAUGUACCCAGUGCACGAGGGCUCUCUGGCAUCCAUCAUCCGCUACGAGACCGACCGUGUCCGUCUCCGGGGCUGGGCCGCCCUGCAGCGACGAUAUGACAUGCUGCAGGCCACCCGCCGCAACGGCCACACCUCCUUUGGCAUGACGGGCGGUGCGGCCCCGGGUGUCCAAGCCCCCGUUUGGGCUGCCCGCAUCACCGGUCAGGGUCGCUGGGAUCCCGUCAAGAACCCCAUCUCGCUGAACGGCGUCCAGGCCAUUCCUAUGCCCGUCCAGGUCUCCCACGAGGCCGAUCUCGCGCCGUUCUUGGGCCACCUUGAGAAAGGAGGUACCUUUGAGCUGGAUGAUACCAACCAGGGCUUCGAGCUCGACGAGGGACGUGGCGAGCCCUACUACGGCGUCAAAGGUGCCGAGUUUCGCAAAGGUGUUGUGUAUGAGGAUGGGCGAAUGGACCUGUGCAAAAUGGUGGUUGGACCGGACCACAUUGGCAAGUUGAUGGACAGCCUCCGGCCAAAUACCUUUGUUCGGCAUUUCCUGCUGGGAAAUAACAUCAUCGGGCCCGUUGGUGCCCGCGAGGUUGCCAACUUCAUCGAGGAUCUGCCAGACCGCAUCGACACCUGGUACCUGGCUGGUAAUUGCAUUGACGGACCCAGCUUCCGGAUCCUCGUCGACGCCAUGGUCCAGUCCGAUGCCAUCACCAAUGUCUGGUUGAAACGAAAUCCACUGGGCUCAGAUGCCUCGGAGGACAUCUUCCGUCUCAUCACCGGCGCCAAGAACCUGCGGACUCUGGAUCUUGAUCAGACCGAACUGAGCAACCGGGGCGUCGCCGACCUAUUCACCCGUCUGGUCGCUCAUGAGAUGCCCGAGGGCAGCAAACUUUCGCUGCAGCACAUCUACAUGAACGGCAACGGAAUCUCAACUGAGGCUGCCCGCGCCAUCGGGGCAUUCCUGGCGUCCCCCCAUUGCGGCUUGACAUCCAUCUACCUGUCGUCGAACCCGCUCGGGGACGAGGGUGUGGAGGCUCUGGCGGCUACAGUUCCCAAGGCACCGUAUCUGACUCGACUGUUCUUACAAUCGGUUGGAGUCAGCACCAAAGGUGCCAUUGCGAUCUGCAAAGCCGUCACCGGUCACACCAGCCUCGAGAGCUUUGACCUUGGCCAGGCCUACACCACCUAUGAUCUCGGGCAGGCGUACAAUUUCAUCGAGGACGAAGCUGUACCGGCCAUCUGCGAGCUCAUCACGACCAAGAGCCGCCUGGCGUACCUCAACUUUGGGCACUGCCCCAUUACACCCCCGGGGCUCAAGACUAUCUCUGAGGCGGUCCUUCAGAGCCCAACACUCGUGUACUACACGGCGUACUCGAUCCUGCCGGACCCGACUCUCACCCCGGCGACCUUCAGGCCCGCUGUCGACACGCAUCUCGCCGACCCGACAACCCGCACCAAGCCGCAGAUCGAGCUGGACAAGGCGGUUCGUGAUCAUCAGGCUGCCAAUGUACAGGCCCGGUAUGGCAAGGACAUGUCGUUCACCCGCUUCAUGGAGGAGGAGCGGCGCUGGCUCGUCAGCGACCGCGUCGACGUCCGCAAAAUCGACUCUGUGUACCGCAACCGAGACGCGGGGCUCGCGCGCCGGCGGCUGAUGACGCUGGUCAAAAACUGGGAGGAGGGCGACGAGACGCUGGACCGUGUCAUGAAUGCCCAGGCUCCGACCUGCUCGCUGCGUCGACACGGUAAGAUAGUGGUUUGA